AUGGGGCAACCAUCUUUUCAAGCCUCUAAUGCCCUCAUCUAUCUCACCUAUGGAGCCUUCCUGCUCCUUGGCACAGGCAUAGCCUGGAGGAUGAGAAGGCAAUCCAAGGUCGAGUUCCUCGCAAGCAAUGGAACACAGAGUGCUUUUCCUCUGGCUCUUAAUUUUGUUGCCUCUGCCCUCGGAGCUGGCAUCCUCUUCUCGUACCCGGAGCUGGCAACCAUCACGGGAGUCCAGGGUGUUGUGACUUACGCCCUGGCAUCGGCCUUGCCGAUGCUCGUUUUCGGUGUCAUUGGUCCCGUCAUCCGACGCAAGUGCCCAGAGGGAUUCGUCCUGACGGAAUGGACCAGACAACGCUACGGCACCGUCGCCAUGCUGUACCUCAGCUUUCUGACAUUGGUCACCUUGUUCCUGUACAUGGUAGCGGAAUUGUCUGCUCUUGGCCAGGUGGUCCAGGCUUUGACUGGGUUGGACAGCCUCCCCGUCAUCAUUGUUGAAUGCGUCAUAACCACCAUAUAUACCUCUCUCGGCGGGUUCAAGGUUUCCUUCCUCACCGAUGUCGUUCAAGGGGCCAUGGUCGUGGGCCUCAUCGUCAUUGCGGCCAUUACCGUCGGGGCCAAGGCGGAAAUUAGGCGAGAUCUUAUCGACUCGUCACAUCUUCUCGAGCCCACGCUUCUUGGCUGGCAGCUUCUGUACAUCUUGCCGGUUGCCGUCCUCACCAACGACUUCUUCCUUUCCAAUUUCUGGCUGCGUACAUUCUCGUCCAAGUCUGACAGGGAUCUCAUGAUUGGCGUGUCCGUGGCCACGGUUGUCGUUCUGUGCGUCCUCACGCUUGUCGGAUGCACCGGCUUGAUUGCCGCUUGGUCUGGAGCCUGGCCCGGCGAUCCAGCCCAGGAGGGAUCCCUGGCAUUCUUCCUGCUUCUGCAGAACCUCCCCGGCUGGGUGGUUGGCGUCGUCUUGGUCAUGGUGGUCUCGCUCAGCUGUGCUGCCUUUGAUAGCCUGCAGUCUGCCAUGGUGUCUUCGGCCUCCAACGACCUCUUCCGAAACAGCCUCAACAUCUGGUACAUCCGCGCCAUGGUGAUUGUCACCAUCAUCCCCGUGGUAGUGGUUGCGCUACGGGCCUCCUCCAUCCUGCAGAUCUACCUCGUCAGCGAUCUCCUCUCGGCAGCCACCAUCCCCGUGCUGUGCCUCGGCCUGGUCGACCGACUGUUUUGGUGGCGCGGCUUCGAGGUGGUUGUUGGCGGGUUGGGCGGCAUCGUGACGGUUUUCAUUUUCGGCACCAUAUACUACGGCAGUGCCGAGGCUGGCGGUAAGCUCCUCCUGCUCCAGAACGGCCUGUACGCCAACGACUGGAGCGCCUUUGGCGCUUUCGUGGCCGCUCCCCUGGGCGGUAUCCUCUGGGGGUUUGGCGCUCUUGGACUCCGCCUGUCGUUUCAGCUCGCCAAAGCCAAGGUUUGCCGCCAGAGGUUCGACGCCCUGGACCGUCCGACCACGGCUCGUCCUUGCAGCAGCGAUUCACCUUCUCCGCAGCGUGUCGUAGCUGGCACCGCCAAGGCCGGAAGGUUCUUCUGA
Messenger RNA from Ustilaginoidea virens, 1569 nucleotides. RefSeq lists its product as uncharacterized. The coding region runs from base 1 to 1569 and encodes 522 amino acids. NCBI's taxonomy places the organism in Eukaryota, Fungi, Ascomycota, Sordariomycetes, Hypocreales, Clavicipitaceae. Gene Ontology annotation, biological process: transmembrane transport. The transcript is spliced from 5 exons. The record is from RefSeq and is a predicted model, not a curated record. Gene Ontology annotation, cellular component: membrane. Gene Ontology annotation, molecular function: transmembrane transporter activity.